Molecule: messenger RNA, 1456 nt
Organism: Uloborus diversus
Lineage: Eukaryota; Metazoa; Arthropoda; Arachnida; Araneae; Uloboridae
Product: SEC14-like protein 3
Exons: 13
Coding region: 230-1426 (398 amino acids)
Cellular component (GO): cytoplasm
Source: RefSeq, a predicted model, not a curated record
AAUCUAAUCUUAUUUCCUUGUUGAUGUACGAAUUACGUCAAAUGAAAGAACAAUGCUUUGAUCAUGCUUUUCCUUUUAUUCUCCAUAAAACACUCGGAUACGAUCGAUGUAUUUCUUUCUUAUCUUAAUACACUUAUUUAUAACUGCAAGUGAUUUGAGUGGCUGGAUAACCUAGGACUCAAGAAGUAAAACGAGAAAGGUAAACAAUUAAGUUUAAAAAGUACCAAGUAUGUAUCCCGAACUUGUGUUUUCAGAUGAAGAAAGUAAAAAGAUAGAAGAGCUUAGAAGACGACUUAAAAAUGAAGUUAGCAGCGAAAUCUAUGAAGACAAAACGAUGUUCCAUAGGUUCUUGAAAGCCCGGAAUUUCAACAUUAAUCAUGCAGAGGCCAUGCUUAGAAAGAAUUUAAAAUGGCGAAAAGAAAAUCAGAUGGACACAUUUCUCAAGGAUUACAAAGCAAAUGAAGUUAUGGAAAAAUAUUUCCCUUUAAGUUUUGUAGGAUAUGACAAAGAAGGAUGUGUUGUAAGAUAUCUGGAAGUAGGAACGGUCGACGUUAAAGGAUUAUACCUCUCAGCGAAGUAUACUGAUCUUGAAAGAAGGCUUCUUCAUGAUAUAGAGUGCGAUAUCGCAUUACUCAAAGACCAAACUAGAAAGCUUGGAAGAAGAGUGGAUAAAUGUGUUUACAUACAUAAUUAUGAAGGACUGACUUUCGCUCAAGUUUCCAACAGAAAGAUCAUAGAAGAUGUGAUGUCAUUUUGCAGAACGUACCAGGAUAACUACCCGGAACGCUUGAAAGCGGUAAUUGGUAUUAAUGCAUCGAAAUAUUUUCAAUGGGGUUUCUCGAUUGUAAAAACUUGUUUAGCUGGUACAGUUAUUGAAAAAGUGAAGGUCUUUGGGGCAGACGGCUGGCAGGAAGAACUUUUAAAAUGCAUCGAUGCAGAACAGUUACCUGCUUUUCUGGGCGGCAAGAAGACAGAUCCAGACGGCAAUCCAGACUGCAAAACAUUUAUAAAUCAUGGUGGAAUAGUUCCAGAGCGCUACUACAUCAACAAGAGGAGAAGAUCUUUGGCAUUUAUUACUAGUGCUAAGAAAACAGUGCUAUCUAGAAAGUCUUCACACGAAGAAACAAUCCUAGUCGAAGAACCCGGAUCCUUUAUUGAAUGGGAAUUUGAAACGAAAAUUCAUGAUAUUGGUUUCGGAAUCUUCCGGCAAGAAAACAUUUCUGGGGAAAACAAAAUGGUUGAAAUCGUUCCCAUUCACAGAAUCAACACGAAAGAGUUCGCGGAAACAGGACUUUACAGGUGUGAAGAGUCUGGAAAAUAUGUCAUAGUUUUUGAUAAUACUUACAGUUGGAUGAGAUCAAAAGAACUGUUUUUCCGGAUCACCGUAAUACGUCCAAAUGAUGAAAGGAAUGUUGCGAACAUUUGAAUCAUCGAUUUUUGAAAAGAAUCAUUGACU